GCACCCCAAAACUCUCCGCUCUUCCGAAACCGAUACCACGAUGGCCGUCCGACCGAUUACUGGUAUGCUCCGACGACAGGUCGUGCUCGACCUCUCUGUUGCUAUGGGUCUUGGUGUGACCGCUGGCUACGCCUGGUGGUACGGUUACCACGUCCCCGCGGUCCGUCACCGUGACGCUUUCUACACCAAGCUCGAGGAAGAGCGUGCGUCUGCUCUCGGCCAGAAAUAAACCACCAUUCCCCGCGAAACAAGCUUUUCUUUGUAUCGACAGAUUGCGAAGGCAUAGAGCGGGCUCUGAGAGAGUUGGGCAUCAAGUGUAUCAUAAGGGGGAGGAUGGACUUUCGAGAGCACGCCAAAUCAAAUCAAGUCAAACCAUCACAUGUUGGGCUUUUCAAUGCCCAUUGAAUCGCCUGUCUCACGCAUCCUAAGGAACACCCUGCUCCUUCUCGACCAGUGAAACUAGAUGAGCGUAGAAAUGAUAUCCCAAUGUGUUGAGCAAUUAGACGGUUACUCGCAGAUAUUUAUGUACUGAAUUGGCCUUAUCAGCACUAUAUGGAGUAAGGCGACAACGAGUCAUUGCAAUGUCUGAGGUUUAUUUAUGGGAGCCAAGCAUCUACGUUCUGAGGGCACGAUAUAGUAGAUUGUCCUAUGCAAACGGUCAAUUUGAUCAACUGAUAAGCA
Cucurbitaria berberidis CBS 394.84 is the source of this 681-nucleotide messenger RNA. Its product is annotated as cytochrome c oxidase family protein-like protein. Bases 41 to 229 code for a protein of 62 amino acids. The transcript has 4 exons. The record is from RefSeq and is a predicted model, not a curated record. NCBI's taxonomy places the organism in Eukaryota, Fungi, Ascomycota, Dothideomycetes, Pleosporales, Cucurbitariaceae. Gene Ontology annotation, biological process: mitochondrial electron transport, cytochrome c to oxygen.